Besnoitia besnoiti is the source of this 2064-nucleotide messenger RNA. Its product is annotated as endomembrane protein 70 subfamily protein. The record is from RefSeq and is a predicted model, not a curated record. Gene Ontology annotation, cellular component: membrane. Bases 1 to 2064 code for a protein of 687 amino acids. Gene Ontology annotation, biological process: protein localization to membrane. The transcript is spliced from 10 exons. NCBI's taxonomy places the organism in Eukaryota, Apicomplexa, Conoidasida, Eucoccidiorida, Sarcocystidae.
AUGGCGGCUGGCGACAUCGAGCUGCCGUCGGUCGCGCCGCGUGGCGGAGCGCGUCGCUCGGGUGGAGGGCCUGCGAAGGAGCGGAAGUCGAGCUGCGUUUCCUCUUCCCUCGUGCCUCUUCUGGGCGUUUUGUUUCUGUUUCUUCUCUGUUACAAGCUGGCGACGUCUUCGCUGCUGUCACAGUCUUCCUCGUACCUGUCGGCGGCGACGUCGCACCGCGUCGGCUCGCCCGUCAUGGUGUGCGUGAGCAAAGCCUGGCCGUUCUACAAUCCGCUGGAGACGUACAUCUUCUACACUAAGCUGGGCGUCUGCGCACCGGAGCAGCUCGAGUACGCGCCGAUGACGCUGGGACAGGUCCUGCGCGGCGAUCGCCUCGUCAAGAGCGGGUACGAGAUCGCCUACGGCGUGCCGCAGGAGACGCCGCGGAAGCUCUGCACGGUGAAGCUCGAUCGCGAGCUGCUCACAAAGUGGAAAAGCUUCGUCGACCAGAACUACUUCUUUGAAGUCUACGUUGACGAGCUGCCCAUCCACGAGCCCUUCGGCGUGCGCGUCCGCAAGAAACUCGCGGACGACGGCAAGGCGGAAAAGCGCAGAAAAACCGAGUUCGGCGAGGACGAGGAAGAAGAGGGAGAAACCCGGUACUAUGUCCGGAAAAACAUCAACUUCCUCCUCGGCUACAACGAAGGACAAGUCGUGCAUGCCGAAUACCGCGCCGACAGCCUCGAAAACGACUUUCUCGACAUCACCGAUCUCCCGGCGCCGAACGAGACGAUCGACGCGGACUUCACCUACACUGUGCACUGGAAGGAUCGCCCAGACAUCAAGCCCCACUCGCGCGUCUCCCGGCAGCUCUCUUCGCCGUUUGCGCCGAUCUCAGGCGAAGCGUCUGAGCAGAGAGUCGACUCCGCAGGCCAGCAGAAGCGACUCUCCGUCGAUGUGCAUUGGCUCGGGAUCUUGAACUCGUUCGUCUUCACUCUUCUCAUCGUGCUGCUGCUCACAGUACUCCUCCUCAGGAUCGUGAAGGCCGACCUCCACAGCAUGAUGUUCAAGCUCGCAGACGAAGAGCUCGCUGCCACGGGUCUCGAGGAGGAAACAGGCUGGAAGCUCCUGCAUGCGGACGUCUUCCGCCCGCCUCCGCACCGCAUGCCGCUCUCUGCGAUGGUCGGAUGUGGCGCUCACCUGCUCAUGUUGGUCCUCGCGACGAUUGUCGUCGGAUGCUUCACCCCGUACCUCGAGCGCGGCGAACUUCUGUCCUGCAGUCUUCUCUCCUACCUCCUCACCUCAUUUAUUGCAGGAUUCAUCAGCUCAAACACGUACCGGAAGCUGGGCGGCGUCAAAUGGACAUGGAGUCUGGUGGUGACAUGCAUGAUGUUUGCGCUGCCGCUUUUUGUCAUCUGGUGCGUCUUGAACACCAUCGCGCUCGUCUACAACUCUACCGUCGCGUUACCCUUCGGCACCACCUUCCUGCUCUUCGCGUGUUGGUUUUUUGUUACGCUGCCGCUGACGAUCAUCGGAGGCAUCUGGGGUCGGCGGCGGGCGGCUCGUCAGAUCGCGGGAGGCUACGCUUUCCCCUGCAAGACGAACAAGCUCGCGCGGGAGAUUCCGCGCGUGCGGUGGUUCAAUCGGCCGCUCUUCCAGACGAUCGUGAGCGGCGUGAUGCCCUUCAGCGGGAUCUACAUCGAGCUGCAUUACCUUUUCAUGAGUGUUUGGUCUUCUAACCGCAUCUACACGUUCUACUUCUUUCUGCUUCUCGCUGGCGUCCUCCUCUUCGUCUCCGCCGCCGCCGUCAGCGUUCUCCUGACCUACAUGCACCUGAACGCGGAGAAUCACCGCUGGUGGUGGCGCUCGUUCCUCAGCGGCGGGAGCGUCAGCCUGUAUUUCUUCCUGCACUGCGUGUACUACUUCUUUACGAGUACGCGCAUGCACGGGCUUCUACAAACCUCCUUCUUCUUCGGCUACUCGCUCGCCGUCUCGUGGAUGCUGUUCCUUAUGACGGGGUGCGUCACCUUUAGUGCGAACUUCAUUUUCGUCAAGUACAUCUACUCGCGGAUUAAAUCCGACUAA